Lampris incognitus (smalleye Pacific opah) is the source of this 3349-nucleotide messenger RNA. It is a transcript of the gene mllt3, whose product is annotated as MLLT3 super elongation complex subunit. The record is from RefSeq and is a predicted model, not a curated record. Gene Ontology annotation, biological process: regulation of DNA-templated transcription. Bases 49 to 1872 code for a protein of 607 amino acids. The transcript has 14 exons. Gene Ontology annotation, cellular component: super elongation complex. NCBI's taxonomy places the organism in Eukaryota, Metazoa, Chordata, Actinopteri, Lampriformes, Lampridae.
UCGGCGCGCCUCGCCUGUCUCGUCCCGUCUGACCCACGCCGUCCGUCCAUGAAGCAGGGCUGGCCCGCGGCCUCCACCAUGCCCGGCUCGGGUGCUGCUGUUCAGGUGAAACUCGAACUUGGUCAUCGCGCCCAGGUCCGGAAGAAGCCCACCGCGGAGGGCUUUACGCAUGACUGGAUGGUGUUUGUCCGAGGACCGGAGCACAGCAACAUCCAGCACUUCGUGGAAAAAGUUGUCUUUCACCUGCACGAAAGUUUCCCCAAACCAAAAAGAGUGUGCAAGGAUCCACCCUACAAAGUGGAGGAAUCUGGAUAUGCAGGUUUCAUCUUGCCCAUUGAAGUUUACUUCAGAAAUAAGGAAGAACCCAAAAAAGUACGCUUUGACUAUGACCUAUUCCUCCACCUGGAGGGCCACCCACCCGUCAAUCAUCUGCGCUGUGAGAAGCUAACCUUCAACAACCCCACAGAGGAGUUCCGGAGGAAGCUGCUAAAAGCUGGAGGGCAAAGGGAUCCUCACAAACGAAGUUCAGAAGACUCAAAAGUGAUGGUUCUGCAGGAGGGCUCUACCUCCCUGUUUGGUCAGCACCAGAAGCUGCCUACACUUCCCAACAGCUCCCUGACGUUGACUCUAGCAGACCCCAAGAAGAGCAAGAACUUCCACGUGCCAAAGGACGGCUCCAAAGUAAGUGGUACUACCCUCCUCACCACCCCGGUAACAACAAGCAUCAACAGCAGCUUCUCCAAACUGCAUAAACCCUCCAAGGACCAGAAGGAAAAACCUCCAAAGGACUUGAAAGAGCCCAGAAGUGCCUUCAGAGACUGUGGCUGGGAACCAAGCAAAGUUCCCAAAGAACCUUCAAAGAAACCCAAAGAGAAUCAGCCACUUCGAGACAGUAACCCUAAAAUGGGCUUCAAAGAACCCAAGUCCUUUUCCAAGGAGCACCGGGCUGAGGGACUCUCCCAUGGGACAGGGCUAAACAAGCGCAUACCCACCUCUGGUGAUAACCAUGUGACCAAAAAGCGCAAAAAGGACUUUGUGGAUUUAUCAGGGAAGCCGGCAUCGGGGUUGGAUGCCCAUCACAUAGAUAAGAAAAAGGAGAGAAGCCAAAUGCAGCUGGGUAAAUUGCGGGUAGGCGGUGAAGAAGCAGAACCUAAGUUGUCUACACUGCCACCAUUCCAGGAGCUGGUGGACCCCAACGAUUCUGACACCGAGGACAUGUCUACCAAAUCAGAUUCAGAACAGCCCAGUCCAGCCAGCUCCAGCUCCAGCUCCAGCUUUGUUCCCACCCACAACAAACGGCAAGUGGUGGACUUCGUCAUCCGGCAAAGGGUGGCUGUUCCUGCCACUGCCCACACAGUGCUUGGUCCGCUUCAGUCGAUCAUUCAGGAUCUGCACUCGGAUGACAACGAUGACGAGUCGGACGAAGAUGAUGACAAUGACAUGGACUCGUCAGACGUGGAGCGACCGGUUCACAUGCACCUGACGCAUCAUCAGCGCAGAGUCAGCUUGAGCGACGGCAGUGAGAGUGACAACAGCUCAUCCUCCUCACCCCCAUCCCAUAACGAGGCCCCGGCCUUAUUAAAGACCAGUAACAACCAAAAACUGGAGGUGAAAAGCCCCACCAAGCAAACCAAACAAGACAAGAACAAAGAUCUAGAUUGUGACAAGAGCUACCUGGAUGAGCUGGUGGAGCUGCACAGGCGACUGAUGACACUGAGAGAAGGUCACAUCCUGCAGCAGAUCGUGAAUCUCAUCGAGGAGACCGGACACUUUCACAUCACCAACACAACGUUUGACUUUGACCUUUGCUCCUUGGACAGAAGCACGGUUCGGAAGCUCCAGAGUUACCUGGAGGCCUCUGGCCUGUCCUGAGGCUCUGAGCAGCUGGCUGCUGUGGGAGACCAAAGCUGAUCACCUUCCUCCUCCGACUCUGUUUUGUUGUUUUUCCUAAAUAAACUUGAACUUCCACUGCAAUGCAAGAGCCCCUCUGGGACCGGGCCGACCUGCGCUCCGCCCGGUCCCGUUGGCCGGACCGGGCUCCGGACCAGAAGGCCCUCCCACCACACGGCAGAGCCCGGCAUUCUGCCGCCCAUAGGAUGACCCCUGUCGACCAGGAGAUCACCAGGAAAGCCUUGAACACUUGUGUGAAAGGGGGCGGGGGGUUGAGACCUUUUGCUCUUAAUUAAUGUGCGUGUUGUUGUGUUUUACCUUGUGACAGACGCAUGGAAACCACUGCCUUACCACAUUGUACGUCUUAUUUAUUGAAUUUGGUUUGCAGGGGGGUGUUGUGUGUGUGUGUGCGUGUGUGUGUGUGUGUGUGUGUGUGUGUGUGUGUGUGUAUGUGUGUGUAUGUGUGUUUGAGGAAAAAGAACAGAUCGGGACUUUGUAAGCACUUCUCAGCAGGCGUGUCUCUGAAUGGCCAUGACAGUUUAGCGUGCCUGAGGUCUGGAGGUUCUGUCAGAAGAGGACUUGGUUGGCGGUCCAGCCGUCACGUGUUCUGCCGUCUCCAGCUGUAUGAAAGGAGUCGCGAGUGUCUGAAUGAACCGAUUCGCCUGGUCUGGGACCGAGCCGCGGGUGCAGACAGGGUGACGGUUCGACAGGUCUCAUGUGGCCCUGCAGGUCCUUUCGACCUCCUCCUCGCUUCUCUUCAUGCCCUCAAGGUGAACUGACCCUUUCUUUUUGUACGACAUAUCAGCCUCUUUUCUGCUCCGGGGCCAGCGCUGGGAGCGCCCGCAGCAGCUGAACACGCCCCGUGUCUGGUGCUGCGGCGUCCAGCCGCCCGGCGUGCAGGACCACGUGUGCACAAGUUUCCAUCCCGACCAGAUGCACCGAUGAAGGGACGCUGUCCAGCCGAAGAUGGCGCUCUUCCACGAUGCGGUGCUGACCGUGAAGACCUGCAUACGUACGGCGUCACGUGGCCCGUAGUUGGAGAACCCGCAUGUUUGCUGUAAUCGGUACGAUGUAAAGGUAAUCAUGUGUUUGCCGUUUGAGAGGUGAGCUGGGACGGAUGAAGGAAUCACCAGACAGCCCCGGGGGAGGGAAGACGCACUAGUCCUCAUCCCCACAAGUCAUUCAAGAGCUUUAAAGGAGACGGCGUUUAGUUUUGCAUUUCUGUCUGCAGCGGGCCGGUGUGGCGUCUUCUGGAAACGCCCCCCCCCCCCCCCCCCCGUGGCGUCCUGAGUCUCCUGGCAAUACAGUGCUGUUACGGGUGUAAGACUUCCAAUCUUGUUUGUGUAGUUUCUGUUAAAGCUCGGCAUUAAUUACACACAGAAUACUUUUGUUUGAUUGUGAUGGAGAUUUUUGUCCCGUCACAGGUUUCAAAAUAAAUCUAAGUUGACUUGAAGGGUGG